AUGGACGCAAUCAAGUGCAAUGAUGAGAAAUCAUGGAAAGCUACUUUGAUUACUUGUCGCGUUGUCAGCAGGAACGAUGGAUCGCAUCACGUGGAUACGGCCAAAGAGGAUGGAUUUGACAAGUGUUUUACAGCCAUGGAUCAUAUUGGAAUACUCGAGCCAAUGCAUGCAGCAGCUAUUUCGCAAUCAUGGAUGAAGGAUGUUUAUGACGACAGCGAGCAAGAAUACAAUGGCAUUAUGAUCCCUGUUGACGGAUACACUUAUGUCACCUUCAAACGAUCACCUUUCAGGUGGCAGGUGGAUGAUUUAUCACUUCGACUCAGUACUCCAAGAUGCUUGACCAUUUUAUCAGUUCGAUCUAUCAUGACAACGAUUCUCACGCCCACUCUCAUAAAACAACGUUGUUAUCACCAACACUAUCAUGCGCCUUUUCUUUCUACUUGUAUGCACAUCAUCAAUCAUUCAUGGCCUUAUUUAUUGGAUGCCAAUAGCAAACAUUCGACUUCUCGUAUGAUGGAUGGCCUUGGUCAAGCAACUACAGCACAUGGUCCAAUGGAAGCCGUAUUGUUGGAAGCAUCGGGGAGUGGCAAUCGGGAACAGAAUGCAGCACAUAGCCUCAAUGAUACCAUCAGAUUACUUGAAUGUGCCACGAAUUCCUUGCUCAUCGAAAUGCAUCACUCCAAAGCCGCAAGCUACGACACAUACACAAAGCUGAAAGUUUUUACAGUGCAGUGCAUUAAGGAUCAGCUGGCAAUGAACGAAGUGUCCCUGUUGAAUCCCAGCAAAUGGAAAUCUAUCGAGAAACGAACAUGUCAAGUCCCAAAUUCUUGGAGUCAACGUGCACUGUGGACCAAAUUGUUUGAACUUGUAGCAACUUUAAUGAUAUCCCUCAACGAAGCCAAGCGCGUACUGGAAAGCUUAAGCAUGGAAUCGGCAGGAUUAGUGGAAUUUGAAGGGAAAUCGGUCAAGGAGGGCUUUCUAUCAUAA
Lichtheimia ornata is the source of this 987-nucleotide messenger RNA. RefSeq lists its product as uncharacterized. NCBI's taxonomy places the organism in Eukaryota, Fungi, Mucoromycota, Mucoromycetes, Mucorales, Lichtheimiaceae. The record is from RefSeq and is a predicted model, not a curated record. The transcript has 4 exons. The coding region runs from base 1 to 987 and encodes 328 amino acids.